AAGGAAGUAUUGUGCGUCACACAGAUAUUCACUGCUUAAAGACAUUCCAGCCUCCCCUCUGAAAUGAAGUUUUUCCACAGUUCUCCAAUGAAACUCUUGCUUUUCGCUGCUUGGUUUUCAAGUGUGCUGGAUCCAUGCAGAUUUGCUGACAUUUGCCAGUCCUGUCACCAGAAUGCCACCUGCAAGCCUACUGAUUCCAAAAAUGCCUGCUACUGCAAACAAGGGUUCACUGGUGAUGGAUCCCGCAAUUGCCAAGAUGACAAUGAGUGUGAGAAAGUACCUGGAAUAUGUGGCCCACAUGCCAACUGCACCAACACUAUUGGAAAUUACUACUGUACCUGCUUGUCUGGAUUUAAAUCAAAUGGAAAGCAGGAAUUUCAAACUAAUGAUGGGACCAAAUGCACAGAUAUUGAUGAGUGUGAGGUUGAUGCUGAUAGAUGUGGACCCUCCUCUAAAUGCCACAACAUAAACGGCUCAUUCAUCUGCUCAUGUCUGAGAGGUUAUACGUCCCCAGCCGGGCCCUGGUUCAAGCCUAAAACCGGCACGGAUUGCACAGAAAACCCAGAGCAGCACUGCCAUCAAGACUACAAAUGUUUUAAAGUGGCUAUAAGCAACACACUGCAAAAAAUGAUUAAUCUGUCAACUCCAGAGCGUCUGAAAGAGAUAAGACAUCAAACAUCAGCUGAACUCUCUCCUGUUCUCCUCAUAUCAUACAUCGAGGCCAUGGCCAGCCAUAAACCAGGCAAUGGAGAUGAGCCUGAAUAUCCUGAGGAAGAAAUCAAUGAAACGAUCACGAAUUUGGUUUUUAGUGUGAAUAACUUAGUCGAGAAGGAUGAGAAGGUGGAAUGGGAAAGGAUAAAUGAUGAUUUGAGGAAGUAUUACAUCACCACACUGCUUCACACAGCAGAGAUGGAAACACUGGCCCUGUCUGCUGGAUACACACACACUAUGCAGAUGCAGGUGGAUGCCGGUGAAGUAGAAAUGAAACUAUACACAUUUGAACCCAACCAAGCACAUAAGCAUCCAGUUUCAACCAACAUCCAAGGAAACUCCAUUUCACUGAUCCCUAAGAAUGCAAAAAACAAAAGCAAUAAUGGAAGCACCUCCAUUGUAUUUCUAAUCUAUAACAGUAUUGGUGAUCUUUUAAAGCCAACUGAUGACCCUGGUGUGGCCGAUUACUCUCGCUAUGCAGCAGCGGGUGAAAUUACAGUUAAUUCGCCAGUAAUAGCAGCAGCCAUCAGCAAUCCAAAGACAUUUGCACUGGACAACGUGACCUUCACUCUCAAACACACACAGGAGAUAGAUCCCACCCAUGAUGAGACUAAGUGUGCAUUCUGGGAGUAUUCCCAGAGCAUGAUGGGACAGUGGAGUUUGGAUGGCUGUACACGCACACGUGUGAAUUCAACUCAUACUUCGUGUUCCUGUAAUCACCUGACACACUUUGCUAUUCUCAUGUCCUCUGCUCAUGCCAAUUUGCUUGCGCAUUAUAAUGUUCUGACGAGGAUAACGCAUCUGGGAAUGGUGAUCUCCAUAAUAUGCCUGUCCCUGUGUAUCUUCACAUUCUGGUUCUUCCGAGACAUUCAGAACACCAGAACCACGAUCCACAAGAACCUGUGCUGCAGCCUUUUCAUGGCCCAGUUCAUCUUCCUCAUCGGGAUUAACAAGAUUGCACACAAGUGGUUCUGUUCUAUUAUCGCUGGCCUGCUCCACUAUUUCUUCUUGUCUGCAUUUGCCUGGAUGUGUAUAGAGGGGAUCCAUUUGUAUCUCAUUGUUGUUGGUGUCAUCUACAACAAAGGUUUCCUCCACCGGAACUUCUACAUAUUUGGCUAUGGGAGCCCCGCAGUGGUCGUCGCAAUUUCUGCAACACUUGGCUAUAAAUAUUAUGGCACCAGUACUGUGUGUUGGCUGAGCACUGAAAAUAACUUCAUCUGGAGUUUCAUUGGACCAGCUUGUCUGAUUAUUCUGGUUAAUCUGCUGGCAUUUGCUGUGAUCAUCUUUAAGGUUUAUCGUCACACUGCAGUAAAGAUCCCUGAAAUCAGUCACUAUGAAAAUAUCAGGUCUUGUGCAAGAGGAGCUAUUGCUCUUUUUUUUGUUCUGGGAGUUACCUGGACAUUUGGUGUCAUGCACAUCUUAUAUGAGACCACCCUGACAGCGUAUCUCUUUACCUUUGCCAAUGUGUUCCAAGGGAUGUUCAUUUUCAUUUUCCUUUGCGUUCUAUCCAGAAGGAUUCAAGAGGAGUACUACAGAUUAUUCAAGAAUAUUCCAUGUUGUUUUGAGUGUCUUCGAUAAACUUUAUCAAGAGACAUUAACUUCAGCGCCAGUUUACAAAUGCUUUUAAAUCUAAGCACUAUAGAGAUGUACUUAUUAAAAUGUGUGCAAAAAUUCCAAUAUAUUUAUUUUUUUGAGAGAAAAGUAUCCAAAUGUUAUAAAAACUAAAACAUUACUGAAUUAUAUGAUGUAGAAGUUUUAAAACCAGUUGCAGUCAGCAUCUAUACAUUGUACAAUCAAUAGCAAAAUAUUUGUUUCUUUCUGACAACUGAUUGUCUAAGAGGACUUUCUAUAUACUGCAUUAUGGACUAAUAAAAACAUUUAUCUCCUUUGA
Messenger RNA from Pimephales promelas (fathead minnow), 2602 nucleotides. RefSeq names its product adhesion G protein-coupled receptor L4 (gene adgrl4). The record is from RefSeq and is a predicted model, not a curated record. Gene Ontology annotation, cellular component: plasma membrane. Gene Ontology annotation, biological process: adenylate cyclase-activating G protein-coupled receptor signaling pathway; cell surface receptor signaling pathway. Gene Ontology annotation, molecular function: G protein-coupled receptor activity; calcium ion binding. NCBI's taxonomy places the organism in Eukaryota, Metazoa, Chordata, Actinopteri, Cypriniformes, Leuciscidae.